Messenger RNA from Haemorhous mexicanus (house finch), 4264 nucleotides. It is a transcript of the gene PPP1R10, whose product is annotated as protein phosphatase 1 regulatory subunit 10. Gene Ontology annotation, cellular component: nucleus. Lineage: Eukaryota; Metazoa; Chordata; Aves; Passeriformes; Fringillidae. The record is from RefSeq and is a predicted model, not a curated record.
GCAGUGGGGACACGGCGCAGGCGCCGUUAGGCGGCUCAACGGGCGGGAGGCGCGGCCGGCGCGCGGCGGAAGGCGUGGCGAGGCGCGGGACGUGUCCCCGUAUAAAAUGCCGCGCCCGGUAACGCCGCCGCCAUUCUGAGGGCUGGUGGAGGUUUGGUUGGUCUUGAGAGACGCCGUCGCCUUUACCACGAGAGAAAAAACCAAUACAAACAAUACAAAAUACAAUACAAAACGCGAACAAAACAACAAUAAUAUACAAAUAUACAACAAAGAGGGGAAGGAAAAAACCAGGUUUUCUCUCCCCCUUUGCCGUGAAGAGCCGCCGCAGCCUCUCCGUCCUUUGGACCGUCCUUGGAAGCCGUUCCAAACCCGAAGGAAACUUCCACUUUAGAAAACAUAUUUCCCUCUUCUUUCCCCCCAAAAAACAAAGGCAAAAACCCACUUUUUUUUUUCGAGCAGAAAAAAAACUCAGGCAACUUUUUUUUUUUUAAAUACUAUUUUUUUUUUUUUUGGUUUUCAGUUUAGCUCGAUCCACUCCUUUAGGGCUUUAAAAAACAAACAAAACCCAAGGGGAAAAAAAAAAACCCUUUAAAUAAUUCAAAAUACCCGUCAAGCUGCAAAAAAAAAGUUGCUGCGUUUUUUUUAAAGCCAUGAUUAAAAUGAAACGAAUUUUUUGGCUCUAACACCACCUCCAAAUGCCAAAAUCCAAACCUUGAAGCGCUGUCGGCUGAGCAAAAAAAUUGGAUAGCUGUUCCUGCCAUGGGCUCCGGCCCCAUCGACCCCAAGGAGCUCCUCAAGGGCCUCGAUUGUUUCCUGGGCCGGGAUGGCGAGGUCAAAACCAUGGAUGGCAUCUCCAAAAUCUUCAGCCUCAUGAAGGACUCGCAGAAGAUGGUGAGCCGCUGCAUUUACCUCAACAUCCUCCUGCAGACCCGGGCCCAGGACAUCCUCAACAAGUUCAUCCGGAUCGGGGGCUACAAGCUGCUCAACACGUGGCUGACGGGCUCCAAGGCCACCAACAAUGUCCCCUUCCUGCAGCAGCUGCUGCUCACCCUGCAGCACCUGCCCCUCACCGUGGACCACCUCAAGCAGAACAACACAGCCAAGCUGGUGAAGCAGCUCAGCAAGUCCAGCGAUGAUGAGGAGCUGCGCCGCCUGGCCUCCAUCCUGGUCAGCGACUGGAUGGGGGUGAUCCGCUCCCAGAGCAGCUCUCAGCCCACAGAACGGGAUAAAAAGAAGAGAAAAGAGGAAAACAAAAACAAAACUCCCGUCCCGGAGAAGCCCCAGGAGACCAAAAACGAGGCCAAAAAUGAGGAAAUUCCCGAAAAGAAACGGGAAAAACCCAAAUCCCUGCGGACCACGGCCCCCAGCCACGCCAAGUUCCGCUCCACAGGGCUGGAGCUGGAGACGCCGUCGCUGGCGCCGGUGAAGAAACUGAACUCGGCCUCGUCUGACAAAUACAGCCUGAAACCCGUCCCUGUCAAGAGGCAGAGUGCCCCGACAGCCCCAGGGGAGGCUCCUCUGGCAGAGAAGAAAUACAAACCCCUAAACACGGCCCCGAAUGCAGCCAAGGAGAUCAAAGUGAAGAUCAUCCCCCCACAGCCCAUGGAAGGCCUCGGGUUCCUGGACGCCCUGAACUCUGCGCCCGUCCCCGGCAUCAAAAUCAAAAAGAAGAAGAAAGUUCUGUCCCCAACAGCAGCCAAGCCCAGCCCCUUCGAGGGGAAGCCGGCGCCGGAGCCCAGCACGGCCAAGCCCUCGUCCCCAGAGCCGGCGGCCGCAGAGCCCAUGGACACGGAGCGGCCGGGGACGCCGGUGCCCGCCAUCGAGGUGCCCGAGCCCAUGGACACCGGCUCGUCGGAGGCGGGGGGUGACCCCAAGGCCACCGAUGUCCCCUCCGAGGGGGGCCCGGCCCCGCGCAGGCCCCGCAAGAAGAAAUCGGUGUCGUGGCCCGAGGAGGGGCGGCUGCGCGAGUACUUCUACUUCGAGCUGGACGAGACGGAGCGAGUGAACGUGAACAAGAUCAAGGACUUUGGCGAGGCGGCCAAGCGGGAGAUGCUGAAGGACCGGCACGCCUUCGAGACGGCGCGGCGCCUCAGCCACGACUCCAUGGAGGAGAAGGUGCCCUGGGCCUACCCCAAGGCCCUGGAGCUGCCGGCGCCGCUCGUCAUCCCCGGCAGCGGCAGCCGCGAGCGCUUCACGCAGGCCGAGCGCGUCAAGGGCAUCCUGCAGGAGAUCUUCCUCUCCAAGGAGAGCAUUCCCGACAGCCCCCACGAGCCCGACCCGGAAUCCUACGAGCCGCUCCCGCCCAAACUCAUCCCCUUGGACGAGGACUGCUCGGGCGAGGACGGGGCCUAUCCCGAGGGGCUGGAUCCCGGCGCCGCCGCGGCCUCCCCGGAGCCGGGGGCGGGGGCCAAGCUGCCCCCAGUGCUUGCCAACCUCAUGGGCAGCGUCGGGGCUGGCAAGGGACCCCCAGGACCCCCCCAAAACGCCCCCAUCAACAUGCAGGAGAUCCUCAGCUCCAUCAUGGGCGGCCCCAGCAGCCACAAGGCCGAGGAGCUGCUGAAGCAGCCGGACUACUCGGACAAGAUCAAACACCUGCUGGGCAACCUGGGCAGCCAGCCCCCAGGGGGGCCCGGGGCAGUUCCCCACGGGCUGCUGGGCCCUGGACCCAUGAACGGUUUCCCACCCCCCAAAAUGCAGCACUUCCCCCCGGGGGGGCCCAUGCCGGGUCCCCACGGCGGCGGCGGCGGGGGAGGGGGUCCCGGCCUCCCCCCGGGGCUCCCGGGGGGUCCCCGAAUGUUGGGGCCGCCCCCUCCCCAACGCGGCGGCGAUUUCUGGGGGGAGGGGCCCGACGGGGGUGGGGGAGGGGGCGGCCUCCGCGGGGGCCCCCCCAACGGGGGAGGGGGAAUGCGCGGGGGAGGGGGAGGGGGCGGCGGGGGGGGGCCGCCCCCUCCCCCGUUCCACCGCCCCCCGCCCCGAGGGGGUCGCGGCGGUGCCGAGCCCCCCCCUCCCCCCCCUUAUCGCUGCCGGGGUGGGGGUGGGGGAGGGGGCAGGAGCGGGGGACCCCCCCCCAAUGGCGGCGGCGGCGGCGGGGGGUCUCGGGGGGGUCCUCCCCCACCCCCCGGCGGGCACGGCGAGCACGGCAGAGACCACCCCCCCCCCCCGGGGCCACGGCGGAGGGCACGGCGGAGACAUGUCGAGCCGCGCCGUGUGCCGCCACUUCAUGCUCAAGGGCAGCUGCAGGUACGAGAACAACUGUGCCUUCUACCACCCCGGCGUCAACGGGCCCCCCCUGCCCUGAAACCCCCCGAAAUCACCCCAAAAAAAACCCCAAAUCCACCCCAAAAACCCCCCCCGGUUAUGGCUUCCGUGAGGCCUCGGAGGGGGAAAGAACGGAGAGGAAAAAUGGGGGAAAAAUCAGAUUAUUGUUGGGGUGUGGUGGUGGUGGUGGUGGUGGUGAGGGGGGGUUGGGUGGAGAUUUGGGGAAAAACUUGGAAAUUUGGGGCAAAACUUGGAAAUUCAGGGCAGGAAUUGGAAAUUUGGGGUAAAAAUUGGAAAUAUGGGGUAGGAAUUGGGAAUUUUGGGUAGAAAUUUGAAAUUUGGGGUAAAAAUUGGAGGUUUGGGGUAGGAAUUGGAGAUUUGGGUAAAAAAUUGGAGAUUUGGGGUAGGAAUUGGAGAUUUGGGGUAGAAAUUAGAAAUUUGGGGUAAAAAUUGGAAAUAUGGGGUAGGAAUUGGAAAUUUUGGGUAGAAAUUAGAAAUUUGGGGUAAAAAUUGGAGGUUUGGGGAAGGAAUUGGAGAUUUGGGUAAAAAAUUGGAGAUUUGGGGUAGAAAAUUGGAGAUUUGGGGUAGGAAUUGGAGAUUUGGGGUAGGAAUUGGAAAUUCAGGGCAGGAAUUGGAAAUUUGGGGUAAAAAUUGAAGAUUUGGGGCAGGAAUUGGAAAUUUAGGGGGGAAAAUGCUCCUUUAAGGGGUGGAAAUUGGAAAUUUGGGGUUAAAAAUUGGAAAUUUGGGGUUAAAAAGUGGAAAUUUCGGGUAAAAGGUGGAGUGUAGGGGGAAAAAGCCCCUUAAAGGGGCAGAAAUGUGAAUUUUUGGAGGGAAAAAUGUGAAUUUUGGGGGGGAAAUCAAAUUUAUGGGGUGGGAAUUGAUCUUUAAGAGCCAGAAAUUGGAAUUUAGGGGGGAAAAGUUGGAAUUUAGGAGUGGAAAUCCUUUCACAAGGGACAGAAAUUGUCAUUUAUGGAGCGGAAAUUAAAAUUUUCCGGGUGGAAAUGGG